Molecule: messenger RNA, 2047 nt
Organism: Perognathus longimembris pacificus (Pacific pocket mouse)
Lineage: Eukaryota; Metazoa; Chordata; Mammalia; Rodentia; Heteromyidae
Product: guanylate-binding protein 1-like
Exons: 11
Coding region: 248-2020 (590 amino acids)
Molecular function (GO): GTP binding; GTPase activity
Source: RefSeq, a predicted model, not a curated record
CUGGUUGAGACUUCCAGCUCCUCCCACCAGCCCAGCUCAGGAAAUCUGUUGGCUCACAGCCCAGACUAAGUAAGCACUUUCAGUUUCACAUUCCUCUAAACUCUUGCUGUUCUUGUUAUGAUUUGUUCACAGGAGAAAAUCCACAGGGCAUUCAGGAGGAAAUAAAAGGCCAGCCCCUGUGACAGAGAAUGGAGAAGCCAUUCCAUCCACUCUGAGGACAAAGCUCAGACAACUGACACCCCUCAACAUGGACUCCGAGUUGCAAAUGCCAGCCCCUGUGUGCCUCAUCAAGAAUGCAGAAGGGAAACUGAUGACUAAUGAGGAAGCUCUGAGGAUUCUAUCAACCAUCUCACAGCCUGUGGUGGUGGUAGCUAUCGUGGGCCUCUACCGCACAGGCAAAUCCUACCUGAUGAACAAACUGGCUGGGAAGAAAAAAGGCUUCUCUCUGGGUGCCUCAGUCCAGUCCCACACCAAAGGAAUCUGGAUGUGGUGUGUGCCUCAUCCCAUAAAGCCAAAACACACCCUAGUUCUGCUUGAUACUGAGGGCCUGGGAGAUGUUGAGAAAGGUGACAACCAGAAUGACAGCUGGAUCUUUGCUUUGGCCAUACUUCUGAGCAGCACCUUCGUGUACAACAGCAUGGGUACCAUCAACCAGCAGGCCAUGGACCAGCUGCACUAUGUGACAGAGCUGACAGACAGAAUCAGGGCAAAAUCCUCACCUGAGCAGAAUGAGGAGGACUCAGCUGAAUUUAUAAGCUUCUUCCCUGACUUCGUAUGGACUCUGAGAGACUUCUCCCUGGAAUUAGACAUUGAUGGGAAAUCUGUCUCAGCAGAUGAGUACCUGAUGAAUUCUCUAAAGCUAGUGCCAGGUACCGGUCACAAAGAAAAAAAUUUUAACCUGCCCCGGAUCUGCAUCCGCAAGUUUUUCCCCAAGAAGAAAUGCUUUAUUUUCGAUAGGCCAGCUCACAGAAAAAAGCUUUGCAAGCUUGAGACACUACAUGAUGAUGAGCUGGACUCCGAAUUUGUGAAACAAGUAGCAGAAUUCUGUUCCUACAUUUUCAAGCAUUCUAAGACAAAAACAAUUUCAGGAGGCAUCCAGGUUAACGGCCCUCGUCUCCAGAACUUGGUGCUGACCUAUAUCAAUGCCAUCAGCGGUGGGGACCUACCAUGCAUGGAGAACGCAGUCCUGGCCUUGGCCCAGAUAGAGAACUCAGCUGCAGUGCAAAAGGCCAUUGCUCACUAUGUCCAGCAGAUGAAUCAAAAGGUGCAGCUUCCCACAGAUACCCUCCAGGACCUGCUGGACCUGCACAGGGUCUGUGAGAAAGAGGCCAUUGAAUUCUUCAUCAAAACUUCCUUCAAAGAUAUUAACCAAACAUUUCAAAAGGAAUUGGCGGCUCAGCUGGAAAAAAAGCGAGAUGAGUUCUGUACAAAGAAUAUUAAAGCAUCUGCAGAUCGUUGCUCAGCUUUAAUUCAAGAAAUUUUCAGCCCUCUAGAAGAAGAAGUGAAACAAGGAACCUAUUCUAAACCUGGAGGUUAUCGUUUCUUUACUCAGCAGUUACACGAACUGAAGAAAAAGUACCAAGAGGAACCUGGAAAGGGAGUUCAGGCUGAAGAGAUUCUGCAGCAGUACUUACAGUCUAAGCAAAAUGUGAGUGAUGCACUCCUACAAACAGACCAGACUCUGUCUGAAAAGGAAAAGGAGAUUGAAGUGGAACGUGUGAAAGCUGAGGCUGCACAAGCGUCGGCAAAAAUGUUGGAGGAAAUGCAAAGGAAAAAUCAGCAGAUGAUAGAACAGAGUGAGAGGAGUCAUCAAGAGCAUGUGAAACAGUUGACUAAGAAGAUGGAGAGGGAAAGGAAAGAGUUGGUGGAACAGCAAGAGAGGACCAUUGCUCUGAAACUUCAGGAACAGGCCCGAAUACUAAAAGAGGGAUUUCAAUCAGAGAGCAGACAGCUUCAUAACGAGAUACAGAAUCUCCAGAAGAAGCUGUCAGCACCAAAGCCUUUAUGUGUCAUAAGUUGAAGACCUAAAGAGUACAUUAUUUUUUUU